Messenger RNA from Harpegnathos saltator (Jerdon's jumping ant), 2097 nucleotides. Its product is annotated as putative serine protease K12H4.7. Lineage: Eukaryota; Metazoa; Arthropoda; Insecta; Hymenoptera; Formicidae. Bases 146 to 1642 code for a protein of 498 amino acids. The record is from RefSeq and is a predicted model, not a curated record. Gene Ontology annotation, biological process: proteolysis. The transcript is spliced from 9 exons. Gene Ontology annotation, molecular function: dipeptidyl-peptidase activity; serine-type exopeptidase activity.
GUCAAUUCUAAUUCUAUAUUGCGUUUAUCAAAGUUUCCAUCAGAGAGGAGUAAAAUCACUUUAUUACAAUAAGGAAACAUAAAGUUUUUACCGUCUGAAAUAAGCUUGUUCCAACAGAGAAUAAGAGUCAAUAAGUCACAAAUAUAUGUAUAAUAUGCGUUUUCUACUAUCAUUACUAGUUAUAUUACAUGUCAUAAGCUGUAGUAUAGCAUGGCGCAAUUUCAUGAGAGGUCGAAAUAGAAAUGGCAAUUUAGGAGAGCCUGUUUUGUCAGAUAAAAACUAUAAUCUUCCCAAGGAACAAUGGUUCACACAGCUUUUUGAUCAUUUUAACCCAACAGAUAUGCGUGUUUGGAAACAGAGAUACUUUGUCAAUUCUGACUAUUAUAAACUUAAUGGGCCUAUAUUCUUAAUGAUUGGAGCUGAAGGUGAAAUAAAGCCCAAGUGGCUUGUAGAAGGUUUAUGGAUUGAAUAUGCCAAAGAGCUUGGUGCAAUGUGUUUUUAUGUGGAGCAUCGUUAUUAUGGAAAAAGUCAUCCUACUGUAGAUCUGAGUGUAAAAAACUUGAUGUAUCUGAGUUCAGAACUAGCUCUAGCAGACUUGGCGUAUUUCAUCGAAAGUGUUAAUAUUGGGUACAAAUUUCCAAAUGAUACAAAAUGGAUUGUAUUUGGAGGAUCAUAUGGUGGUUCUCUGGCUGCUUGGAUGCGUGUUAAGUAUCCUCACUUGGUGCAUGGUGCGGUAUCCGCAAGUGGACCGUUGUUGGCACUAAUCGAUUUUCAAGAGUACUACGUCGUUGUGGAGGAUGCUCUGAAGCAACAUUCUCAACAAUGUGUUGACACAGUAGCAGACGCCAAUAAGGAAUUCCAUAUAAUGCUGCAUCACCUCAUUGGUCAAAAACAAAUAGAGGAGAAGUUUAGAUUAUGUGACCCGAUUGAUCCUGGACAUACCAAGACAAUUGAUAUUUCCAAUUUAUACGAAUCAUUAGCAAGCAACUUUGCUGACAUCGUGCAGUACAACAAGGACAAUCGUCAAGAAUCUAAAACUGCUAACAUCACUGUCGAUAUGAUAUGCGACGUAUUAACAAAUGAUAAACUAGGUAGACCGGUUGAUAGACUCGCUUACAUAAACAGCAUGAUAUUAAACGCUACCAAGGAAAAGUGUUUGGAUUAUAGAUACGACAAUAUGAUUCAUUCACUUCGAAAUAUCACUUGGGCGAGUGAACAAGCGGAAGGAGGACGUCAAUGGAUGUAUCAGACUUGCACAGAGUUCGGAUUCUUCCAGACCUCAACCGCACGGCCUAAGCUGUUCAGUGAAACUUUUCCGGUGGACUUCUAUGUACAGCAGUGCGUCGAUAUCUUUGGACCUAGAUACAACUUGGAUAUGUUGAAAUCCGCUGUUACUCGAACGAAUAUUCUGUACGGUGCAUUAAAUCUGCAAGUGACGAAUGUAGUACAUGUGCACGGCUCUGUGGAUCCUUGGCACGUGCUGGGUAUCACGAAAUCUUCCAAUCCGCAAGCACCAGCCAUCUACAUCGACGGUACUGCACAUUGCGCGAUUCUGUAUCCUUCAUCAGAAAAGGAUCCACCUCAGUUAAAGCAGGCUAGAAUAGUAGUAAAGGGCCUGAUCAAACAAUGGCUGGAUAAUUGAAGUCUUCUCUCAAUAUAAUGUAAUAUGUUAACUAUAAAGAAAAAUAUGCAACAUGAAUGAUUCGUUGUUAAGAAAAGAGUAUACGAAUUAUUAAUAUCGCUAUGAAUACUUUUAAACAGACUGUAUUUUGGAAUUCUUUUUCGUUAUAGCGCAGGAUAAAUGAUAUCGACAUGUUUGUAUAAAUACGUUUCCUAGAUUUAUAUAAUGUAAAAAUUACAUCUAACAUUAUAUGUAUAUGUAACGAUCUAUAUUUACGAAUGCGCUAGCAUUUAUUAUCAUGUACCAUGUUUGAAUGACAAAAUUGCUCGUUCGACGGUGAUCAAACAAGUUUGCCCUAAAUGGCACUAUCAUAAAUUUACCGCGACAAGUAGAGUUUAAAAAAUGCAUGUACAACAUUAGAUCGCGUAGGAUUAUUUCAGUCGAUAAAUAAACGUUAACGUUGUUGCAAAAGAAAA